Molecule: messenger RNA, 1695 nt
Organism: Sphenostylis stenocarpa
Lineage: Eukaryota; Viridiplantae; Streptophyta; Magnoliopsida; Fabales; Fabaceae
Source: the annotation of a GenBank genome assembly
AUGACGUACUUGCACUGGAAUAAAGGAGAGGAGAUGACCCCUACUAUUGAUGGAAAAGCAGUAACUCUUGUUCGGAAAUUGCCAACUGUAGACCCCACGUGUGUUUUUGUAGGAGAUGUUGUGGUUUUGAAGGACCCUGAGAAGCCAGAUAACUACCUUGUCAGAAGAUUAACUGCGAUUGAAGGUUAUGAAAUGGUUUCUACCGAUGAAAACGAUGAACCCUUUACUCUCGAGAAAGAUCAGUGCUGGGUAGUGGCUGAAAACGAAAAAUUGAAACCUAAGGAAGCGAAUGAUAGUCGAACAUUUGGUCCAGUUCAGAUGACAGACAUUGUAGGCAGAGUCAUAUAUUGCCUCCGAAGCGCCGUAGACCAUGGCCGAGUACAAAACAGGAUACACCAGUGUUGGAAGUGGAACUUGAUGUUGAUGAGAUGGCAAAGAGUCACAAAGCCUGAGGUUUUGUGCCGGGAAGCACUAACUAUGGCAUUGAGUGAGAGUUCCCUCUCAUCUCCUCUGCUCUCAAAACCUCAAACAAUGUCGCAAACGCUGCAUCCUUUCCUCGCCCAAAACCUUGGAUGUGGAAUGGCAGAAGGCAAGUGUCUCCCAUGUUCUGGUGUUUCUGGACGAACUGCUGCCGUAUAUCCUUACUCUUCUCCAGGUCAUCACAUAAUUCAUUCCCAUGUCAAAGUUAGAGGACUAAAGUGUGGCUAUCGAGGUGCAUCUUUUGUAUGUGAAGCAAAGAGAAACCCAGAUUUCUCAAGGCAAAACAAGCACGGGCACUCCAGAGGCAGGAACAGGAACAAUGAUGGGAGAGAUAGCUUUGAAAACUUUGAUGAUGAUAUGUUCUCUUUGAAAAAUGGACCACCUGUGUCUCUUUCAACCUCAGGAAAAUUCCAGGCCACUUCAGCCCCUGGUCCUAGAGAGAAAGAGAUUGUAGAGCUAUUCAGGAAGGUCCAGGCUCGGCUGCGUGAGAGGGCUGCAUCCAAAGAAGAAAAGAAAGUUGAAACCUCCCGAGUGCAGAAUAAAGAGAACAAUACUGUAGAUUCCCUCCUCAAACUGCUGAAGAAACACUCAGUUGAGCAAGUGAAGAGAAGUAGCGGAGGGGGCAGGGGUGAUGAUCUUACUUCAGAUCAGUUGCAAGAUGGUAACCAAUACGAUGGAGGACAAAACACCAAAUUUUCUGAUUUGGACAGUACUUCGAAGGAAAACACCAAAUUUUCUGAUUUGGACAGUACUCCCAAGGAUGAUCCCCAAGAGGGUCAUGUCUCCUCUUCCACAGUAACUAGGCCCCGGUCAAGUUUCCAGAGAAGGUCUCCCGUUCCUCGUGUAAAAUACGAGCCCGUCUCUAACAAUGAGGAUGGUGUGAAUGUCUUGCCAGUAGGUAGUGAGGAUGGAGAGGACAACGAUGAUCAGAUAGAGUUGAAGCAUGACGAUGAACCACAGCCUGACUCUGAAUCAUAUAUUGAUUCAAAGGAUGAGUUGUUCUUCCCAAACAUAGGGAUAGCUGAAUUGUCAGAUGAUGAUGAUUCUGAGCAAACCGAUAAUGAUGAAAGUGUGGAGGAGCAGGUAGCAGUUCCACACGAAGAUUUGAGUGCACUGAAGCUAUCUGAAUUGAGGGCACUUGCAAAGUCUCGAGGCCUGAAAGGGUUCUCAAAAAUGAAGAAGAGUGACCUUUUGGAGUUGCUAACUGAGAGUUAA